This is a messenger RNA of Miscanthus lutarioriparius, 300 nucleotides long. The record is from the annotation of a GenBank genome assembly. NCBI's taxonomy places the organism in Eukaryota, Viridiplantae, Streptophyta, Magnoliopsida, Poales, Poaceae.
AUGGCGUUCAUGCGGUACUACCGUGCGCUGCCGGAGGGGGAGACGACGGUGGAGGAGUUCAGGGCGUGGCUGAGCCAGUUCGACGCGGACGGCGACGGCCGGAUCAGCCGGGAGGAGCUGGAGCGGGCGCUGCGCAGCCUCAACCUGUGGUUCGUGUGGUGGAAAGCGCGGGAGGCGGUGCGCGCGGCCGACGCCAACCGCAACGGCGCGGUGGACGGCGACGAGAUGGGCAGGCUCUACGCGUUCGCGCACAAGCACCUCCAUCUCAAGAUGAGCCAGCUGGACCUGGACCUGGAGUAG